UGCAAACUGAGUUAAUCCAGCACCUGGAAACUUGACAUAGUGAGACCUCCUCACUUUCUACACAUCUCUGUUAAUACUCAGUGAGAAGGAUGACAGAGGAUGGAGAGCCAAGCUGCGGCACAAGAAAUACACAAGAAAUAGCAAGAAGACAAAGUGCAUGAGUGUCGGUGCAUGAGGCCUUCAGGUCCUGCUAGGAGAACCCAUGGAGCCAGACAUCAUCCCCUUGCACUCCGUCUCCCCCCCUCCACUGGAUGAUGACGGUGACGGGGAGGUGGGAUCAGAGGAGGACGAGUUUGGGGACUUUGGGGGAUUCUCCGUUGGGGAGUCACCUGAUUCACUAUCCAGCUUCAGACAGCUUUCGUCUACCACCAUAAAGCCAGCCACCCUUCAAUCCACCUGUAGCUUUACUCUCCCUGUUGAACAAUCCCAGCCCACAUCCACUGUGCACGUGGGGUCCGGUAGGGGCCAGGAUUGUACUGCUGAAUCAUCUGUGCACCUCACAAAUGGAUUCUCUGUAAGGAACCACACCUCUAGGAUCCCCAUAGCCUCUGCUGUUGGGGGUCCCAAGGAAGAAACAGGGUUUGCUGAUUUCACUUUGUUUACAGAGCAGGCGGAGCACCCCUGGUGCUGCGGCUUCUCUCCCAUCGACCGCAAAGAGCAAUGGGAUGCCAGAGGAAAGGAAGGAAGGAAGUCAUCCAACAGCUUGGGGGAACACAGGCAUGAUUCAGGACAGGAUGUUGUGAUGGACUCUGAGCCCAGGUCUCAUUGUGCAUGUGAGACAGAGAAGGAGAAUGUUUGCACUAAGGUCAAGCACUGUGAGAAAAGAGAUGCAGCACUCGUGCAGACAUCUCAGGACCAUGAUCAGCCUCAGGAAGCUGCUUUGGAUUUCCAAUCGGAAGAGCCUAUUUCUAGAGAGGAGUGUGGGGACAUUCAGAGGGAAAGGGGGCAUUGUUUAAAUUCCUUACACACCACAGGGGUGAAAGAGGAUGGAGAGUCAGAUGGAGAAAGUCGAGGAAACAGCAUUUCUACUGUCCCCCAAACAUUCAGUGUGUACGAGUCUGCUUCAGAGGAUCUGACCUCCUUCUGUGAUGAUUUUUCAAUCGAGUGUCCUUCUUUAGAUUUAGAACCAAAUGUUUCAUCUCUUGUUUCCCAAGAUGAUGAGACUGACUGGGACCCGACUGAUGAUGAUGAGGAAGGAGAAGCACUGGGAAAUGACAGACCGUCGGAAGAAGACAAGGGUUUUCAUUUUUGCGACCAAUCUGCGACUCAGGAAACUUCAGCUACCUCCGAACUCUCACAAACUGGAACACAUGCAGAAGAAAACUUUGCAGACUUCAGAGAGUGCACGUUAGAGCAAGGACACGUCCAAAGUGAUGAUGAUGAUGAUGAUGAUGAAGAGGGGCUGAGUCUAGGAAACCUCCCUCCGAGUGACAGCUUUGCAGAUUUCUGCUCAGCGCCCACGCAGGAGGACGGAGAGGACUCGUGGGCGGAGUUCAAGGACCAGAGGGCUCAGGAGGACGGGAGAACUUGGACCCAGUUCAAAGAGCCAGUCAGCAGCCUGCAGGCGGAUGGGGACACGGAGGAGGAGGCAGAGAGGGGGGGGCUGUGCGGGGGGUCCAGGAGGAACAGCUGUCAGGCGUCUCUGUCCUGCCGUGUCCAGCAGCUCCUCGUGGCUCACUUUCCAGAGGUGGAGGUCCCAGCUGUGGAAAGUGAGGAGGAGGUGCUCAGCCUUGAUGCCCUGCUUCAGGCCCAACACCUCCCUGAGAGUGAGGAGGGGGAGGAAGAGGAGGAGGAGGAGGAGGAGAAACCUGCACUCUGUCCCAGGUCUCAGUGGAUUGGGCGGGGGGUGUGGUUGCCACACCAGGACCUCCAUGAUGCAGUUGGCCUCAAGUUUCAGUGGGGGGGCUCCUACGCUAACAGGACUCUACUCAAGUGCCUUGGUGUGGAGACAAGGAACAUUGUGUUCAUUGGCAUGAAGAAGCAGCCAGUGGCUGUGCCAGCUUUUGCAUCCGGCCUGGGAAUGCUGGAGCCCACCAAAGACUCUGUACCAGCUGUCAGUUCUCCACGACACACAGCCGUCAUCACCACACAGACAACACCUCCAAAAAACCCCGACUCACCGGACCACUCAACAUAUUCAAUGCAGGAGGCGCUCCCCCCCCGGCAGCUGGCCUGGAGCAGCUCUCAGGACGACUGCUCUGCUCUCAACCUGGAUUAUUUUGGUCCUGAGGAGGAGAGCAGGUCCUGCAGCAGCAGUAGCCGUAGCAACAGUCCUCCUCCAGGAGUUGACCCGGAGCUGUAUGAGUUGACCAUCAGCCAACUGGAAACGGGUGUUAGCAUUAUCCACAUGGAGGACACGCUGAAUCGCCUGAUGUCGGCUGCAGAGACAACCAGCCCUGCAGUCAGGAAACCUCAGCAGGACGACGAGGAUCUGAGUGCAGAGGCCUGCAGGCUGAUCUCUGGUCUGCCUAACCUUUCUUUCAUGCAGGCCAAGGUCUUCAUGUUCCCAAGCAUCCUCCUACCCAAAGAAUGAUGUUCCCCAAAACUACAGUGAUAUGUGAUUUCCACAAUAUUUACACCCAAUUCUUAAUUAGCUUAUUGCAAUAUACACAGGAUUCAAAUACUCCAAAACAAGAGGCAUUGUGGACUCUACAGUGAGUUAAAAAUACCUGCUUCAGUGUAAUUACUCCCCCUGCUGGCUAUAUUCUGUCUUGUGCAAAAAAGCUGGAUUUCUGUUUUGUCCUGGUUUGUUUUAGUCUUUUUAAAGUUGAGUGUUGUGAUUUAUUAUGGUGAACAACUCACCCAAACACAUAUUUAUUCACUCUACAGACCGCAAGCUCACCACCUUCAUUAUUGUUUGAUUGUAUAUUUAUUGUCAUCUUAUUUUGUAUGUUAAAUUAUCAUUGACAAAUGUAUAAAUAUACUAAAAUGAUAUGUGAGACAUAAAGAAUGAAGAAGUGGC
This is a messenger RNA of Trematomus bernacchii (emerald rockcod), 2962 nucleotides long. RefSeq names its product aftiphilin b (gene aftphb). Lineage: Eukaryota; Metazoa; Chordata; Actinopteri; Perciformes; Nototheniidae. Gene Ontology annotation, cellular component: AP-1 adaptor complex; trans-Golgi network membrane. Bases 203 to 2533 code for a protein of 776 amino acids. The transcript has 10 exons. Gene Ontology annotation, molecular function: clathrin binding. Gene Ontology annotation, biological process: intracellular transport. The record is from RefSeq and is a predicted model, not a curated record.